UCCUUGCCCCCUCCCCCCACUUCGCCUUGUGACACAUCCUGGGCUCUUUCCGUCUCAGCAGCAGUAGCCGGUACGGCGGCAGCAGCAGCAGGAGCCGCAGCAGCUUCAGCAGCAGAGGCGGCAGCCGCUGGGCCCUCAGCCUCUCUUCCCAGCUGAGCUCUUGCUGCAGUCAUGGCUGCUGAUGGAGUGGAUGAACGUUCUCCUUUGCUCUCAGCAUCCCAUUCUGGAAAUGUCACUCCAACCGCCCCUCCGUAUUUGCAAGAAAACAGCCCCCGAGCUGAACUUCCACCUCCUUACACAGCCAUUGCUAGUCCAGAUGCCAGUGGUGUUCCUAUAAUAAAUUGCCGUGUGUGCCAAUCUCUAAUCAAUUUGGAUGGCAAGCUUCACCAGCAUGUAGUGAAAUGUACAGUCUGCAAUGAAGCUACGCCAAUCAAAAACCCACCAACAGGAAAGAAGUAUGUUAGAUGUCCAUGUAAUUGUCUCCUCAUCUGUAAGGAUACAUCUCGUCGAAUAGGAUGUCCAAGGCCCAAUUGUAGACGCAUUAUUAAUCUGGGCCCAGUAAUGCUAAUUCCUGAAGAACAGCCUGCUCAGCCUGCAUUACCAAUCCAACCAGAAGGGACACGAGUAGUAUGUGGGCACUGUGGAAACACAUUCCUGUGGAUGGAACUGAGGUUCAACACUCUAGCAAAAUGCCCCCACUGCAAAAAAAUUUCCUCAGUGGGUAGUGCACUUCCUCGAAGACGUUGCUGUGCAUAUAUUACCAUUGGAAUGAUAUGUAUUUUCAUUGGAGUUGGAUUAACUGUUGGUACACAAGAUUUUGCCAGGCGAUUUCAUGCAACCUAUGUUUCUUGGGCAAUUGCUUAUCUUUUAGGUUUGAUCUGCCUUAUCCGAGCUUGUUACUGGGGAGCCAUAAAAGUCAGUUAUCCAGAACACAGUUUUGCAUAAGCAUACUUCUAGUGAUAGAUUGCUGCAGGUGAGAUUCUCUAGCAGUUCUGGAUAAAACAAGUGAACGUUUAAAAAUAAUUUUCCUUGAUGGAUUCCAUUCUAAGUAUAGUAGUUCCAAGUUUGGGGGAGGGUCUUUUUAAAAAGUAAAUAUCCAUUGCACUGCAUUAUAUGCAAAGACUUUGUUUUGCUGCUAGAUUUUCCAAGCUCUGAAUAAUAAAGCUAUGUUUACAUGUUUAUUUUACAAAGUACUUUAACAUUUUUCACCCACAUUUUAGGUUUUACAUCUUUUCAUUGUUUUAAAAAAAUUUUGUUACAUUACUUUAUGAUCUGAGUAUUUAAAAGCAAGAUGUUAAUCUGUUUCUAAAAUAAUUUCAUAAUCAUACUUAGAUUUUAAUUAUAGCUGUAUCAAAGUGGCUUGCUUUAAGAUCUAAGCAAUAAGCAUUCUGCCUGAACUUACAGUAACUUACAGAAGAUCAUAGUGACCCUAUUCAAAACACAUUAAUUGAAUCUACUUUUGAAUACUGUGAUACUGUCACUGGAAAGAAAACAUUUGUAAACACUGUAUGCUUGUUUUUUCAGGUAGAAAGAAAUAUUUUGGUAGCAUUGAAAUAGAAUGAUAAAAUAAUUAUUUGUUCACUAUGGGAGAAAAUGUUGGAUAAAUGUCUUUUCUCAAAGAUCCCAAGAGUUGUUUUAUUUUUCUCCUAAUUUUAUUUGUCUGUCCUAAGAAGCCCUGAUCUAAAUUCAUUGAACUUAAUUUUAAUAAUUUGUAGGAGUUCCUUUACCCAGUCUGGGGAAAGUGUUUCAUAUAAUGUUUUGUAAUACGGAGCUAUCUUGUAGAAAAAGGUAGGGUUACAUCGGUCUGCUUCUUGUCAUUUGACUAUGGCAGAAUUUCCCUUUGGAGGCCAAUAUAUAUACUGGUCAUGUGGAAAAGGAGUUAUUGACAUUUUAUGCUAGCUAAAAGGAUGAGUAUAACUUAGUUUUACCACUUCAUCCUAAUAUAGCUGGUCAAUUCAAUACCCACUUUAUAUAAGGUGGAAUAAGCAACAAGAAGCAACUUAGUUUUCUAAGAAUUCACAAGGGUUAAGGGACCAGCUCUCACACUGCCCAUCUUUGCAGUUUUGAAAACUUUUUUUGCAAAAUUGAGAGAGAUUGUCCUGAGCUCUUUAUAAGCUAGUAGUUUUUAAGUAAUGGGGAGUUGGGAGUAAAUUAAUUAGAUAUUCCAGGAAUAAGAAAAAUAUUUUAAAAAUAUUUCUGUUCCUAAUUUUGUUAAGAAGGCACUUAUGAGCUUAUUUGGAAUACAGUAAGUGUAAACUUCAAAGGGUAAAUGAUGAUUAAUUAAUGUACAAAUGCAGUAGCUCAGGAUUAUAAUG
Messenger RNA from Sarcophilus harrisii (Tasmanian devil), 2315 nucleotides. It is a transcript of the gene PIP4P2, whose product is annotated as phosphatidylinositol-4,5-bisphosphate 4-phosphatase 2. The transcript is spliced from 7 exons. The record is from RefSeq and is a predicted model, not a curated record. Gene Ontology annotation, cellular component: phagocytic vesicle membrane; lysosomal membrane; plasma membrane. Gene Ontology annotation, biological process: phosphatidylinositol dephosphorylation. The coding region runs from base 172 to 945 and encodes 257 amino acids. Lineage: Eukaryota; Metazoa; Chordata; Mammalia; Dasyuromorphia; Dasyuridae. Gene Ontology annotation, molecular function: phosphatidylinositol-4,5-bisphosphate 4-phosphatase activity.